AUGCCACCAAGGCGUGCCCCUAGCGCUGCCGCCGUAGCACCCGCAGCGAAUGUGAGCACAGCAAGUACACAACCCAAGCCGAAGUCAACUGGAGCAAAAGUCGACGACGGCGACACCGAGGCUGCGGCAAAGCCCGUAGGGGACUCUUUCGAUGAGUUGCUAAGGACGUAUUACAAGGGCAAGCACUUGGCGGACUCGAUCAGCACAGCUGAGGAUAAAUGGACCUUGUUGCCAAUGUUCCUGAAGGUCAAGGGCUUGGUGAAGCAGCACAUCGACUCGUUCAACUACUUUAUAGACGUGGACCUGAAAAAGAUCGUCAAGGCGAACGAGAGGGUGCUAAGCGACGCGGAUCCGCAAUUCUUCCUCCGCUACCUGGACAUCCGGGUCGGCACGCCGGAGCGCUUGGACAUCGAGAGCAAUGCCGAGAUUACGCCCAACGAGUGCCGGUUACGGGACCUCACGUAUGCGGCGCCGAUAUUCGUCGAUGUGGAAUACAGCCGCGGGAAGCAGAUCGUGCGGAAACGGGCGGUGAACAUCGGACGGUUGCCCAUCAUGCUGCGCAGUAAUAAGUGCGUGCUGAGCGGCAAGGGCGAGAUGGAUAUGGCUAGGCUUAAUGAAUGUCCGCUGGAUCCCGGGGGUUACUUUGUUGUCAAUGGGACGGAGAAGGUCAUCCUUGUGCAGGAGCAAUUGAGCAAGAAUCGUAUCAUCGUAGAGAACGAUGCCAAGAAGGGCGUUGUUCAGGCUUCCGUUACUUCGUCUACGCAUGAGCGAAAGUCUAAGACUUAUAUCAUUUCGAAGAAGGGAUGUAUUUACCUGCGGCAUAACUCGAUUGUUGACGAUAUGCCGAUUGUGUUGGUUCUGAAGGCCAUGGGGGUCCAAUCUGACCAUGAGAUAUUGCUGCUGGUUGCUGGAACGGAUAUGGUUUACCAAGAUACUUUCUCAAUAAAUUUUGAGGAAUGCUCAAAGCUUAAGGUCUUUUCGCAACAGCAGGCGUUGGAAUAUCUGGGAGCUAGGGUCAGGAAACAGAGGUUUAUCGGUCCCAUGAAGCAACGGACGACGGUUCAGGAAGCUUUACAAUGCCUAGCGGAUAUUGUUUUAGCACAUGUCUACGUCGAGAAUUUGAACUUUAGACCGAAGGCAAUGUACCUUGCAUUUAUGACGAGGAGGGUGGUGAUGGCUAUGACUGAUCCGUCCUUGGUGGAUGAUCGGGAUUACGUUGGGAACAAGAGGCUUGAGCUUGCUGGGCAGCUCUUGUCCCUUUUAUUUGAGGAUCUGUUCAAAAAAUUUAACAGCGACAUGAAACUCAACAUUGAUAAAGUGUUGAAAAAGCCGAACCGGACAGAGGAAUUCGACGCAAGUACCCUGUUAUAUACAGGCGCGAACCUGAUAACGCACGGCAUGAACCGGGCAAUAUCGACUGGCAAUUGGUCCCUAAAGCGUUUCAAGAUGGAGCGUGCGGGUGUCACUCACUUCGAGAAAACCAGGAAAGUUUCCGGUCCUCGAGCUCUCCAGCCGUCGCAGUUUGGGCUGUUAUGCCCGUCUGACACGCCUGAGGGAGAAGCAUGCGGUUUGGUAAAGAACUUGGCGCUAAUGACGCAUAUAACCACGGACGAUGAAGAGGAGCCAAUCAAGAAACUAGUGUUUGCAUUGGGUGCCGAAGACGCGACUAUUCUUACUGGACAUGAGCUUUAUGCUCCAGGAGCUUACAUCAUUUUUAUCAAUGGUACUCUCCACGGACUUACUAGGUUUCCUAUGAAGUUUCUACGAUCUUUCCGGAAUCUAAGAAGGAACGGGAAGGUUUCCGAGUUUAUUAGUAUAUACGUUAAUCACCAUCACAACGGAGUUCAUAUCGCAACGGAUGGUGGGCGUAUUUGCAGGCCGCUGAUCAUUGUGGAGAACGGACGGUCAAAGCUUAUGGCGAUCUUGUUGCAAAGGGUCUUGUCGAGUAUGUCGACUGCAAUGAGGAAAACGACGCAUAUAUAG
Tuber melanosporum (Perigord truffle) is the source of this 1983-nucleotide messenger RNA. RefSeq lists its product as uncharacterized. Gene Ontology annotation, molecular function: ribonucleoside binding; DNA binding; DNA-directed RNA polymerase activity. Gene Ontology annotation, cellular component: RNA polymerase III complex. The transcript is spliced from 5 exons. NCBI's taxonomy places the organism in Eukaryota, Fungi, Ascomycota, Pezizomycetes, Pezizales, Tuberaceae. The record is from RefSeq and is a predicted model, not a curated record. Gene Ontology annotation, biological process: DNA-templated transcription. The coding region runs from base 1 to 1983 and encodes 660 amino acids.